Messenger RNA from Physella acuta, 864 nucleotides. RefSeq lists its product as uncharacterized. NCBI's taxonomy places the organism in Eukaryota, Metazoa, Mollusca, Gastropoda, Physidae. The record is from RefSeq and is a predicted model, not a curated record.
ACGUACACUAUUGUGCACAAUUUAAUUGAAAUUUUUUUCGUUAGACAGCCGCAGUAAUGAGUAGGUCUAGGCACUCGAGUCGUUCUAUGAGGUCCCCAGAAAAGUUGGACACCAAAGUAUCCUCCCACUCCAUAGCAGCAAGCCAUCGCGGGAAACUAACUCUGGGGAACGGGGGCUGCGGGGACGUGAAAAACAAAUCACCCCAAACGGUAAACCUGACUAUGUUCGUUUAGGUACAAUACUAGUGAAGGAUGGAUGGGCCAAAGAACUGCCCCGAGUUGUCACCAAAGUUCCGCAUUAUCACCCCUGUAUGUGACAAAUUCAACACCAAAGAUGAUUGCAUCUGCCAAAACAGCAAAUCCACAUUUGCCAUGCGCUGCGGCAAAGAAAAACCACCAGAUGAGCUCAUGCUUAUUAAGGAGGAAGACUGCGCUAACUAUUGCGACUCCAAUCCCUUCAUCUCUAGCAUCAUCGUUGCCAAAGGCAUCUUGUUUGUUCUGGUCUUUGCUGGCCUAGUCUACAUCUUUUACAAGGUGACGCUGAUGUACAACAAGAGCCACGAGAUCCUCAGCGUCUUGUUCCUGCUUCUCAUAACCCUCCUGGUCUUUGAGCCGCGCUACUUCUUCCCAUCUAUGGUGAUGAACAGUGUCGCCAGUGAUCCUGAUUCAUCGGAAGUCGGUUCAUCCAAGCCACAGUUCUGCUACACAAGCGCUGAAUUACCUACACCGAUGUCUUAAGACUUCCAGCAACAUGUCUUAAGACUCUCUAACAACCAUGGGCUUAAACAUCAGGAUUUAAAGUGACAAAUCAAUACAAACAUCUUUGUGAUUUAACAAUAACAUCAAAAUAAAGGAAAAGAAAAAU